This is a messenger RNA of Paramuricea clavata, 522 nucleotides long. NCBI's taxonomy places the organism in Eukaryota, Metazoa, Cnidaria, Anthozoa, Malacalcyonacea, Plexauridae. The record is from the annotation of a GenBank genome assembly.
AUGGUGGGGAACGGCAUUGCUAGCGAAACCACGAGGAAGAAAAUAUCCAAGAAUGAUGCCGCAAACGAUGAUGUGGAUGCUACCGCAUUGUUUGAAGUAUUUGGAACGAAACAAAGAAUCCGGAUCGGUAAAAUCAUAAAAGAUCACGGACUUUACGCUCCACACAAUAUGGCAAAUGAUCUACAGUAUGUCAUGACCCUACCAGAGGCAGAUGAAAUAAUGAAAGCGCAGGGCGGGAAAAAUGUAGAAGGGUAUACCCUAGAAAACAUCGAGUUGGAGUACGAAUCCAUCAACAACAUCGGAUUGGCAAGAAAAGUGGAAAGUCAGUACAACGUUGGACGUAAGCUGUCUUUCGAACACGCCAUCCUGAUGAAAAAGACGGAAUGGAGUGAGGACUCCACCAUUAUCAACGAAACGAUCAACGUGCCACGCAGAAGCAUGAAAGCCAUCGUCAUGUUGUUUACGAACAAGACAAGAACAGACAGAGAAGAAUAUGUUUACCCCCAACAUCGAAAAGGUUAG